CCAAGCAGUGCAAUAUCGCCACCAAAGGGGGCAGCCAGUGCCUUCAAGCAUGGGUGUGGUAAUCCAACAGAUGGUAUCAGCUCAGGCAGCAGGUGUAUUAUUUACCUGUGAUCCUCUCACUGGCCACCCAGCUAGGCUGGUUAUCAAUGCAAACUACGGUCUAGGAGAGUCUGUGGUGAGUGGCAAAAUAAUGCCAGACACCAUCACCCUUUCUCACAGUCCUAAAGGGUUAUGCCAGAUCAUCAGGAAGGAAAUGGGAACAAAGAAGCAGCAGAUAAAGCAAGCAGUUGAAGGUGGAAUUGUGUAUGAAGAUAUUUUAACAUCGCAAGCUGCACAGUGCUGCAUCAGUGAGGAUAUCAUUCUGAGAUUAGGACAAGUAGCUCUUCAGGUACAGAAAGCUUAUGGGAACUCAAGGGAUAUUGAAUGGGCAAUAAAAGACGCAGAUAUUUAUUUACUGCAGGCCAGGCCAGUAACAACCCUUGACACUGAAUCUGAAUUUGAGCUGAUGCAUGAGUUUGAUUCCCCUUUGGCCACAGACUACAUUUGGAUGACAACUUCCAAUGUGAGUGAAAUGUUGCCAGGAGCUAUUACACCUCUAAGUAUAAGCACCUUUGUCCAAGCUGCUGAAUGUGCAAUACAGGAUUUGCUAACCAAAUUUGGAAAGAUAGACCAUAUAUCUCCCUAUGAUUCUUCAUACUUUACAACCUGCUGUGGCCAUUUGUUCAUCAAUCUACUGUCCGCCUAUAAAUCAAUAGAGGGUGACCUGUUAACUGAAAAGAAUGAUUUUGACUUUUCUCUACGGGGACGUGUGUUGAAAGAAGUGACUGUAGAAGAUGUUAUUUUCAUUCAUGGGCGCACAUCCUUUUGGAGAAGAGUGAUUAAUUCAGUAAAGGUUUUAAAGUUUUUGCUAAGUCAUGAUGGAAAUGCCAGGAUUUUAGAGGAGAAACUGAAGAUAUAUCAGGUUCCGCCUGCAAACACAGCCAAAUUAUUUUACUUAAACAUAGAUCGAGAACUCCCAGAGUUUUAUAAGGGUUGGAUCACAUCAAUCGCAGUAUCAGCUAAAUCUACAGUCUGGAAUAGUGUUGUUAUACGUUUCUUCCUACAACAAGAACAUAUGUACACCCCGGAAAUGCUGUCAGAUCUAGCUGUGCUUUACAGCACAUGCCCAGAUGUUUUGUCCGCUGACAUCCCAACAUUUUUGGAGGCUAUUGUUGAACUGAUCAAAACCCAGGGAAUGGGAAACAAAUUACUGGAGAUGGAUACUCAGACUGCAGUAUCUUGGCUUUUGUCUCAACAAAGUGGAGUAAUUGGUCAGAAGUUUCAAAACUUCCUGCAAAAGCAUGGCUAUCGCUGUCUCAGAGAUGCUGAAUUGCAUGAGAAAUCAUGGGCAAGUGAACCAAAUAAAAUUAUUCCCGCCAUCCAGGCAGCUUUACGGAACAACAAGCCCAUUGCCAGAAAGAUCAAAAAGUCUUCAGAGGAUGCCAUCGCUUCCAUCAAGUCACCACUUUCAAAAUUCCAGAAGUUUAUCCUGCGCUUGGUAUUACCAAAGGCAAGAAAAGCUGUUGCCGUGAGAGAAUUUGGAAAAUCUAUGGGAAUCAAAAUGACUGAUGUCUUUAAAAGAGCCUAUUGGAAACUAGCUAACUUAAUGGUACAGGAGGGAUUUCUGCCAGACAAGGACUUGCUUUUCUUCCUGACCCACUCAGAAAUUGGAAAACUGCUUCUACAUAGAUCACCUGCUUUAAUCUCCAGAGCUCAGCGUCGAAAAAGACUGCUGGGAAAGCAAAUGAUUUUAACAUUUAUGGAGAUGAACAAUGGCAAGCCUAUUCCUAUUGACCACAAUCAGAGUGGAACCACUGGCAACCAAGUAACAGGUCUCACACUGACAGGUAUGAUAGUGAGCCAAGGGGUUGUGAAGGGAACGGCACGUGUUGUGAAAACAAUUCUGGAGGCUGACUGCAUCCUUCAGGGGGACAUUUUAAUUGUUAUAAACACAGACAUUGGCUGGAGCCCAUACUUCCCCUUGUUAGGAGGACUGGUCACUGAAGUUGGAGGAUUAAUAUCACACGGUGCUGUAGUUGCACGAGAAUAUGGAUUACCAUGCAUUGUAAGCUGUGUGCAUGCAACAAGCCUGUUCAGAUCAGGUGACAUUGUGAUUCUUAAUGCAGAAAAAGGAUUUGUGCAGAAAGUUGAAGAGACUGAAAAUUCUGAUUGUACCUAGAAGGUGUGGCCUCACUUCUAUCAGUUUCCAAAGGGUGCUACCAGGUUUCAGUUAUAUCAGUAUAAUUUGGCAAAAGAACCAGAGGGAGAUGAAUUUUUUCUUUUUUUGCAGCAUAUUGUGAAAGGGUGAUGAAAGCAGAUUCAAUUGUAGGUUUCUAAAGAGAAUCGGAUAUAUACUUGAAAAGUAAAAAUUUGCAGGGCUAUUGGGAAAGAACAGGGAAGUGAAACUAAUUGGCACAGGUAUGACAGGCCAAAUAGCUUCCUUCUGUGCUAUAAAGCCCCAGCUAUAAAUACCCUAUAGCUGAAAUGAUAUUUCUCUUUUUACUUCUUUAAUUAAGGUGGAUGUGCCAUCUGAAUAAAUAUGCAAGGGUUAUAUAAACCAAAUCUUUGGCUAAUCACACAGAUUAGUCCACGAAGCUCACAGUUGCUCUGAGUUGAUUCUUUUAUCAUCACUCUUCAACUUAGACAAGAGAUGAAAAGAGCUUUACAUUUUCAAUAACUCUUAAUAAAGUAUCAUUAAGGACCAUGCCAAAAUAGUUUUUAAAAUAAAUCCAGUUAUUACAGUUUUGAGUGUUCCUAUAAUUUUUUUAAAAAUGUUUAAUACUUAAGAUCGGGAAAAGAAAUGUGAAGACUUGCAUUCUAAACAAUUUCUUAUAGCUCUUGCUGCAUUAUUUUUAAUUAAACAUUUAAUGUUGUACUAUU
Molecule: messenger RNA, 2919 nt
Organism: Carcharodon carcharias (great white shark)
Lineage: Eukaryota; Metazoa; Chordata; Chondrichthyes; Lamniformes; Lamnidae
Exons: 22
Coding region: 50-2218 (722 amino acids)
Biological process (GO): phosphorylation
Molecular function (GO): ATP binding; kinase activity
Source: RefSeq, a predicted model, not a curated record